Molecule: messenger RNA, 1129 nt
Organism: Colletotrichum navitas
Lineage: Eukaryota; Fungi; Ascomycota; Sordariomycetes; Glomerellales; Glomerellaceae
Exons: 2
Coding region: 135-812 (225 amino acids)
Source: RefSeq, a predicted model, not a curated record
AAAACACCGUGGGAUAGAAUAGCUACAUGGUGCUGUGAAAUGCACGCCACGCCCAUGACAUUCGUCGACACUAUUGGCUCGGAGGUUACAUAAGCGACCCUUGUCUACUUAACUACACUAACAGAUCUGGGUGAAUGAAGUGCCGGUUAUGGUUUAGCUUCCAAAAAAAGAGUGGCAAUGUCGAUGGGUCCGUCCCUCCCAAUAUUGAGGUCCAGAAUUUCCGUAAAUCACGACCUGGAUCAUGGCUGAAGAAUAUCGUCAUUUGGUCAUUCGGAAACCCGCUUCCCAGGGGUUCCUGGAAACUCGUGGGCCUGGGGACGGACUCAGCAACUCGGGGACUCCAGAACAGGUUGAGGGCUCAGGUGGCCAUUGACUAUUGCUCGUCCUGGAAUGGAUUGCAUUGCCCGAGCCGCGUGACCUGGAGCAAGAGCAGCAGCAGCACUAAGUGGCUUGCUGAAGGGGCCUACCUAGUACCAACCAGGAACCCGUUUUCCGUUGUCUUUUACCCAUCUUACAUAACCGACUUGCACCUGUGCCUGUCCAGCAGGCCAAUUAGCGCAGGGCAGCCCAGCAGCAGCCGUUUACCUCACACAGUCUCUCGACUGAAUUCCUCGAGUUUCUGUUUCACCUACACACCCGCCCUCCGUCUCAUUGGCCGCCGGCCGCACCUUCCUGCACUCCUUUCGACCUGCAGUCCCGUCUCCAUCCUGGAGUGUUCCAACCGUGCCAAAAGGGAAAGAGCACUCACGGACAGCCGAGUUCCCCCAGGUUUUUCCAGGAACUCAGGAGGACCCCAAGCGCCGCCGCCAUGAAUGGACUUUCCAGAACCAGACGAAAAGAUGGGGGCUUUUCCGUGGGAACCCUUUCCCCCAUUGGAGGAGCCCUCCUCUCUGGAUCCACUCCUGCUUCCAACUGCCUACGACAUUCAGAGUCCCACUCCCUCUAUCCCUCGGAACCCCAAAGAUAAGAUGCUCCCCAAUGCUGAUAACGGGUGGCGGGACCACCUCCGGAACCAGCGUUAUCUUGCAUCGUCGUUGAUGAGGUAGUUAGGUAGGUACCAGUAUCCCGGCCUGCGUCCUAGGUUUUUUGGCUUCUCGCCAAACGCUGCUGCUGUUCUGUCAUGUACGGA